CAUUUUCAGGAAAAAGAAGCUCAAGUUGAGAGAGAAAGAAUUGCCGAGGAACUUGCUAAACAAAGAGAAGCAGCUUACCGUCAGUUCCAACAGAACAUGCAAAACCAGCAACAAGACCCCAACCAGGGACCUAAUCAAAUGCCGAACACCAAUAGUGAAUUUUUUAACGCUUAUAAUUUUGGAAAUCAGAAUGCCUAUUAUGUGUAUUUGAAGCAGGCUCAAGCCCAAGCUCAAGCUCAACAACAAGCUCAACAACAACAAGCUCAGCAACAACAGGCCCAGCAAGCGCACCAGCAAGCUCAGGCUCAAGCAGCUGCGUACUUGGCUGCAGCGGCAAGAGCCCAAGCCCAAGCUCAAGCCCAAGCUCAAGCCCAGGCCCAAGCUCAGGCUCGAGCUCAGGCCCAAGCCCAGGCUCAGGCUCAAGCACGAGCACAGCAACAGAAACAACGAAAUCAGCCCAAUGCUAGUCAGCAAACGCCAAAACAGCAAACAGGACCUCAAUCUCAACAACCUAAUGCCACAGCUGAUGCUAAGGCUAAAGGUCUUCCGCAAUAUGACGUGUUGACCGUAGAAGAUUGUUUAAGCUAUGUUGAUGGUGUUGCUGUUGAUGACACGGGCAAAUUUCAGCAGCUAUUCAGAAUUCUUUCCAAUGGUCUUUCAGUUGUAUUGCAAAGUCUAAAUAAAUUGAAAGAAGUUAGAAAGACAAGACCUUUGAAUCCGAUGGAAUUGGAAGCAGAGCUUAAGCAUAAAAAAGAGCUGGAUAACCUACAGAGACAAGUUGCUAGGGCAAGAGAAAUGGCCAAAAACAAACAAAGAAGCGAUGACGAACCACUUAAAGCAUCUAGUUUCAACAAGCCAGUAGCAGAAAUCAUUGAGGAACCAGACUGAUCAAUAUUGCUUUCUUUUCAUCAUUCUUUUCUUCGCAUCAACCUUUUCAUUUUUUCAUUGUAUUAAUUUUUGUACAUCCUUCAUUCUGACUCGUAUUUUUCAAACCGUUAUUUAUGUUACUAUAUGUUUUCAAGUCAUCUCUAUCUCAAUCGAUAACAAAUAGGUUUUCAAUGUUCAUAAAUCAAUUGAAUUGAAGUUUCUUUACAAUAUUGAUAACAGUAUGAAGUCUAUUGAGAAAUUACGAUAAAAAAACCUGUUCCCGUUUUUACUUGCUGAUUUAGAGCAAGAAAAAACCUGAAUUCUUGAACAAGAAAAUUUCCGCUUGAUGAAAAAAUUAACAAAUGGCCGAUUCAGGUUCUUUGCUUAUGACUUAUAA
This is a messenger RNA of Tetranychus urticae (two-spotted spider mite), 1264 nucleotides long. NCBI's taxonomy places the organism in Eukaryota, Metazoa, Arthropoda, Arachnida, Trombidiformes, Tetranychidae. The record is from RefSeq and is a predicted model, not a curated record.